Molecule: messenger RNA, 1936 nt
Organism: Eremomyces bilateralis CBS 781.70
Lineage: Eukaryota; Fungi; Ascomycota; Dothideomycetes; Eremomycetales; Eremomycetaceae
Exons: 2
Coding region: 386-1762 (458 amino acids)
Source: RefSeq, a predicted model, not a curated record
UAAAUCUAGCCUUGCGUUGCGUUCAUUUUUUCUGCAGCCGCAAGUCCUCUCGACCAGUCUGCCUACAUUCCUUUUUGCCGUUCAACCGGAAUUGGAUCCACACCGCUUAAGAGCCUUGUGCCCAAGGGUAUGCCAAGCGUGCCACCCAACAUCUGGUGCAUGAGGCCGAUCGCCUGGAGCCCAAUGCAUCACAUUGCAGGACUCUCUGGAAAGGGGGACUGGGGGAUACCGCAUCGAAUCCUAGAAGCUAGAUCAGCUCCCCUAUGAAUUCGGUUGCAGAGCCGUUUAAAUAUACAGAACAGUCCAGACUGAGGUAUUUUUUAUAACAACUCCAUAUACCAAAGUCAAAGUCAACCCGGAGCCUGGUGGUUUGCUAGAAACAAACAUGUCUCUCGCUUCAGCUUUUCCUAUGCCUUCUGACUGCAGCGACAUUGAUGCGAAGCAAAGGAAUAGUACACUCCUCUGCAGUUGCGGUGGCGGCAUCCAGGAGGAUUCAACGGGUUGUGUGUGUCUUGAUAAAGCCUUAAUCUGGGACAAAAGCAGCUGCGUUUCGCCAGCAGCCAUCUCGACCUCACUCCAGAUAUCUACUACGAAUACUCUACCGACAAGCACAAUCAGUUCUUCACCGCAACCAGCAAUCACGACCUCAUUCCAAACAUUUAGCUCGAAUACCCUACCGACACACACAAUCAGUUCUUCACCGCAACCAUCCAACUCGACCUCACACGAGGCAUCUAAUGUGAAUACUCUACCAACAAGCUCCACCAGCUCUUCACCCACAUCCGAUAACCUACCAAUUCCGAAAGGGCGUAGCAACGGAGCAAUUGCUGGUAUUGCUGUCGCAUGUUUGCUCGCUGGAGCAGUCAUUACGUGCCUAUUAGCAUUUGUAUGGUUCCGCACUCAAGAUCGAUCGAAGAAAAGAGCUGGAGAUGGAAAUACCGGGCAGUAUGAUCCCGGAGAAGCAUAUAUAAAGAACGGGAAGCUCAUGGGAAGCUCAUAUAAGGCUCCUGCGGUUGCUGUCGUGGAGAAUUAUCUCCCUCAACCGGCUGAAGAUGAUGCAGUCACUGGAGAAUUCUCUAAACUUCGAGACCGAAUCAAGAACCAUGUCCAGAGUUAUUAUCACACUGCCGAGGUCGAUAGAGACAUGAUUGGAACCGCUGCUCUCCAUCCUAUCGCAGCGGCCACCAAGAUUCAUGUCAUCAAGCUUAGAGAACUUCUUCUGAAUCCUACCACGCGACACCAUGUCUUACGGCUCUACAUAGGUUGCCUGUGUCUUUCCAGAGCAGCAUUAGAUUCGGACCCGAAGGGGUCGUUUCUGCCGCAAGAAGUUGCUACCUGCAUAUCUUCAAUGGCGUCUUUCCCUGGUUCAGCUCAAACAGCCUUGUUCAGCAAAUGGAAGGCCAUUUCUGGUGUCUUGCUGCAGCCUCAAUACGGCCAAAACAUUGAGAAUGAUCCCCGAAACGCUAGCAUUCGCAAGGCUAUGGACGAGGCCGAUCUAAUCCUACAACUGUUUGCAGCGAAUCCAGCGGAGGAGAAACGGGUACGAAACUUGGAGGAGAUCAUGCGUCGCGCCACUCGCUUCGCAUUUCUUCUUUUCUGCCAACCUAGCACCUGGAAGUUCCAAUGGGAUAGAGUUGUUCCGGAUGGGCUGGUCGUGUUUCCAGACCUCCUGCAGUUGACAAACGAUGAGGCAGAGUUGAUGUUGCCACCAAGAGUUUUCUGCAAAAGUGAAGUGGUUCGAGGUCUUCAUAUUGACGGCUGAUUUGCUGAGGCUCUAUGCAUAUUGGUUCAACGUUCCGUAUUCAAAAGAAAUAUGCAGAAGUCAGUGUCUGUGUGUGGCACCCCUGCUCCAUGGCUUGCAGCAAGGCUCUCGUACCCAGCCUUGGACACCAUGAUCUCUUUCAUAUCUUUUAUCUUGACUAAUUUUGGAAUCUAU